AUGAAAGUCGCAAUACUUUUUUUGUUAACUUUUCAAUUACCAUUUUUAUAUGGUAUAGAGACAGUUUUUUUCCCAAAAGAUGGAAAUGAUCCAAUAUUUAAGGAACAGAUGGAUAAUAUUAUAACAUUGGCAAGGAGUAGAGAACUUCGUGAUGUCAAACCACACAUUGAUAUCAGUACCAUCUAUUUGUAUGGUGAUUACAAAUUUAAGGUAACAAUAAUAACAAGUUAUGGAAAAAUUUUUUGUCUAAUAAAACAAAGUGACUGGUUAUUUUUAAAUAGUUCCCAAAAAAAUGCCUUAGAAAGACUUUUUUUUUCAUCAAUUACAAUUUUAAAAAAUUCAGUUGAAAGUUUUAUAAGCCAUGUAAGAAAAAGUAGUAAUAUGGAUAACUUUAAAAUAACAACUUUUGAUAAUUUCAAUUUUGAAGAUAUCCCAUCAUCAAUGGAAGAGUAUGAAUAA
Molecule: messenger RNA, 459 nt
Organism: Strongyloides ratti
Lineage: Eukaryota; Metazoa; Nematoda; Chromadorea; Rhabditida; Strongyloididae
Exons: 1
Coding region: 1-459 (152 amino acids)
Source: RefSeq, a predicted model, not a curated record